GUGGCGGUGACGGACCUGACGCAAGACCUGCAGAUGAUCGCAGGCGACUCGUGCAUCAGUGCGUUCCAGAAGUCAGCAGCAUGAAGGUGUCGGCCAGGGUGCGCGGAGAGUGGCUCCAGAUCCCUUGCAAGGAUGGUAAAGUGAGCAUCAGUUGGCUCGGAGGAGAGGCCAUCAGACGCUUCCAGAAGCUGCAGGGGCCAAACUCGAAUCUGAAAGUUGGCGAGGAGCAAAUCCAGGAGGUGCGCAAAACCAAAGGUGGCGCCAUCUUGGACCCUGACGACCUCGUCAAGGACGUGCUUGACGACAACGAUUUCGUCUCCAUCAUUUUGUCAUCCGACAGGACGACCCAAGUCACGGAUAAUUCCGAAUUGGCCAAGAAUUUGGAGGAGUACAAUUCUCUGAAUGGGAAAUACGAACCACCUGAAGAGUAUCUGUUCCUGGACGGAAACAGCCUGUCCACCGACGACUUGGUCCAACUUGGGAAAUGUCGCUACAAAAUCAAACUCACAAACGAAUCAGAGCAGAAUGUUACCAAGUCUCGCAACCUGAUCGAGAAAAUCCUUCAAGAGAACAAAGUUGUUUACGGAAUCACCACCGGCUUUGGAAAUUUCGCUCGGACCACUAUAUCCGUGGACAAACUUGAGGAGUUGCAGUACAACCUGAUCAGGUCGCACUCGGCCGGGGUAGGACGACCUUUGUCCUCGGAGAAGACAAGAAUGCUUUUGGCGCUGAGGAUCAACGUCCUGGCCAAAGGGUACAGCGGAAUUUCGCUGCCCACCCUGAAGCACAUCAUCGAAGCGUUCAACGCUUCCUGUUUGUCGUAUGUUCCGGAGCAAGGGUCUGUGGGUGCGAGUGGGGACUUGGCACCCCUGGCCCACUUGGCCCUCGGAUUAAUUGGCGAGGGCAAAAUGUGGAGCCCUGAAACCGGCUGGGGUGAUGCCAAAAAUGUUCUCGAGGCUCACGGGUUGACUCCGAUCCGGCUGUCGGCGAAGGAAGGCAUCGCCCUGAUCAACGGGACGCAGCUGAUCACGUCCCUGGGCGCCGAGGCCGUCGAACGCUCCUCCCUGAUCGCCCGGCAGGCCGACGUGGUCGCCGCCCUGACCCUGGAGGUCCUCAAGGGCACGUCCAGGGCCUUCGACUCGGACGUGCAGAUGAUCCGGCCGCACAAGGGCCAGAUCGCCGUGGCCAAGAGGCUCAGGGCACUUCUGCACUCGGAGACGUACCCUUCGCAGAUCGCAGAAAGCCACCGUUUCUGCAACAGGGUUCAGGACGCGUACACCCUGAGGUGUUGUCCUCAAGUUCACGGAAUUUCGCACGACACUAUCGAGUUCGUCCAAUCCGUCAUCACCACCGAAAUGAACAGCGCCACCGAUAAUCCGAUCGUCUUCGCGAAUCGAGGUGAAAUUAUUUCCGCCGGAAACUUCCACGGCGAAUAUCCGGCGAAGGUUCUCGACUACUUAGCAAUUGGCGUCCACGAACUGGCCUCGAUGAGUGAGCGGAGGAUUGAGCGACUCGUCAAUCCAGCACUGAGUGAGCUUCCGGCGUUUUUGGUCAAGGACGGGGGACUGAAUUCUGGAUUCAUGCUUGCACAUUGCACGGCAGCAUCUCUGGUUUCUGAAAACAAAGUGCUUUGCCACCCAUCAUCUGUGGACUCAUUGAGCACAAGUGCUGGCACUGAAGAUCACGUUUCCAUGGGCUGUUUUGCUGCCAGAAAGUCUCUCUCUGUAGUGGAAAAUGUGGAGCACGUGAUUGCGAUUGAACUUCUUGCUGCCUGCCAGGCCAUUGAAUUUCUGCGUCCGUUGAAGACGACCGUCCCCUUGGAGGAGGUUUACAAACUCGUCCGUUCCGUCGCUAGACCCUGGGAUAAGGACCGCUUCAUGGCGCCGGACAUCGAAGCAGUCACCGAUCUGCUGAAGAGCGGAAAAAUUUGGUCUGUGGUUCGACACCACGUUGAUUUCUAUCACGCGCCUCAGGAAAUUGAGACACGUGUAUUCAGUCCAACUGCAGUGAUGGUUGGAGGGCUGCAGAGAGAAAAGGCCAGGGUGAGAGCAGGCUCUGCCAAAAAAAGGAAGGCCAACGACAACGGCCAAUGAAAAUUUUAAAUGGAAAUAUGGUUUUAAUUAAGGACCCUUUCACAAGAAUUAAUGAUUAUGUUCGUCGAAAUAUUGCUGUCAAAUUUCUCAUAUAUUAUGUUCGAUUCACUGUUUGGUGGUGGAAUGAUUUAUCAUUGAUUGCAGUUUUAAUAAAAAUUUUAAACAAAAUAUCAUAAUUUAAAAGCUC
Molecule: messenger RNA, 2280 nt
Organism: Neocloeon triangulifer
Lineage: Eukaryota; Metazoa; Arthropoda; Insecta; Ephemeroptera; Baetidae
Product: histidine ammonia-lyase-like
Exons: 16
Coding region: 81-2093 (670 amino acids)
Biological process (GO): L-histidine catabolic process
Cellular component (GO): cytoplasm
Molecular function (GO): histidine ammonia-lyase activity
Source: RefSeq, a predicted model, not a curated record